Aureobasidium vineae is the source of this 885-nucleotide messenger RNA. Lineage: Eukaryota; Fungi; Ascomycota; Dothideomycetes; Dothideales; Saccotheciaceae. The record is from the annotation of a GenBank genome assembly.
AUGUCUACCCAGCUCGAUGUCGAUUCUAUCGCCCGUAUCUCCUUGCACGAUCCCAACCACUUCAACAUUCAACACUCCCAGACGCUCCACCGCCUAGUGCUCCUUGAGCAUUGGAACAUUCGUGCUGGCUCGAGAACAUUGGAAUUAGGAUGUGGUCAGGGUGACUGUACGAUCGUUCUUGCCUCUGCCGUGGGCGAGGAGGGAAGGGUGAUUGCAGUCGACCCAGCGGAUCUGGAUUAUGGUGCCCCUUACACUCUCGGACAAGCACAACACCACAUCACGCAAAGUCCGUUGGGUGGACGAAUCACUUGGGUCCAACAAUCACCUCUAGAUUACCUCUCCUCCUUAUCAUACCCUGCUUCCGCCUCUGGCGGCAAGGACUUCGACGCAACAGUGCUCGCUCACUGUCUAUGGUACUUCCCCUCGCCUUCGCUCAUUCUUGAUACUUUCCGUGCCCUCAAGCAGCACAGCAAACGUCUUUUAGUUGCCGAAUGGUCGUUGGUAGCCACGCACCCCUCCGCCCAACCUCACGUUCUAGCUGCGCUCGCACAAGCAGCGUUGGAGUGCCGCAAGCCCAAGAGCGAGUCAAACGUUCGCACUGUGUUAGGACCGAAGCGGCUUACAGAACUGGCUCUAGCUGCCGGCUGGCAGCUCGAGCAUGAGACACGGGUGCAACCUUCGGAGGGGCUAUUGGAUGGACAAUGGGAAGUAUCUGCUUGUCUUUCUACCUCUUUCGAACAAGAAAUUGAGGACAAAGUGAGUGAUGAGAGGGAAAGGGGUGUGGUUUUUGCAUUAAGGGACGCAUGUGAGGCGAGCUUGGAAGGUGUUCAAGGGGGUCGCAAAGGAGUCAAGGCAAUGGAUGUUUGGGUUGCCAGUUUUGUCUAA